UUUAAAAAAUAAAAUUACUUUGAGGGACAUUAAUGUGAAUGCUCUAAUUCGAAAGAAGAAUAGCUAGAGAGACAUCAGAGCAUAGGUUGGAGAUAAACUAUCUGCAUCCUGCUGAUGACAGGCCGUUGACCUACAAUUCUCAGGACUGAGAACAUCAUGUCAUGUUGUCGUAGUGGUACAAUGCUUGCAGUUGUAUCGACUCUGCUAGGGUUGGUGUCACUGACCUCAGCUCUCUACAGUGCCAUCAGUAACCAUAUGUUUCCCUGUCCCACAGUCUUGGCCCAGCCUGAUGCCGAUAUUGACAAGCUGCUGGGGCCAUGGCAUCUAUCAAUAUUAGUGGUGGAUGCGACAGAGGAGGACUUUGUGGAGUCAGGAGUGUGUGUGAGUGGGGAGCUGCAGCGUUACAACCACUCCACUGUGCGUCAGGUGUGGACCAUGCAGACAGUGACAACAUCUCAGGAGGAGGGAGAGCCUUUAGCUGUAAUAGAGAUGCCUACCACUGUCAUUAAGCCAGGAAUAUGGGCAGUGCACACUCCUCUUGGUGGGGAAGUGAAAGCCACAGUAUUUGAGAGUGACCCACAAGCCUACAUGCUGAUGAACUACUGUGGUUGGCACAAUGGAGUGUUGGUACAUCUAUGGACAGCUGCUGUCACUCGUUCCCGGAUAUUGACUCCCAUAUUUCGUCGCCAUCUCAUCUCGUUACUAGAAGACCACGGCUUCCACUUUAUGCACAGCAAAAUAGUCUCCUGGCAUGGCUGUUAAUGAUACACGGAUUGAAUAUUUGCUUCCUUUCAGUUGUUUGAAUGGAAUAACUUUGUCAUUAAUAAAUAAACUGUGGAAUACCUCUAGUCAGAUUCUGCAGAUCCUAUCUAAGUAUAAA
Homalodisca vitripennis (glassy-winged sharpshooter) is the source of this 880-nucleotide messenger RNA. RefSeq lists its product as uncharacterized. The record is from RefSeq and is a predicted model, not a curated record. The transcript is spliced from 3 exons. The coding region runs from base 157 to 762 and encodes 201 amino acids. Lineage: Eukaryota; Metazoa; Arthropoda; Insecta; Hemiptera; Cicadellidae.